UCAGAUCUGUGCAGCGGUAAGCUUGUGGAAAGCCUUGCUGUGCGUAAUUGUUACUGUGAAAUCGCAAUAGAUUACAAGUAAUACACUGCAAAUUUAUCAUGAAUAUACCCAUUGUAAACUUUGAGGACUACAUGCUAGGAGAAACAAACAUCUCUGCCGAAAACCUGCAGGAAUUAUGUGCCAGCCUGAAGACAGCGUUCAUAGAAGUUGGUUUUGUUUAUUUGAAGAACACUGGAAUAACGCAGCAAGAGGUAGAUGAGGUGAUGAACAUUUCUAAGGAAUUCUUUUACCUUCCUGAGGAGAAGAAACUUCCUUUCAGCAGGGGCAGUUACAACAAUAACCCCAAUCAUGGUUGGGUCUCCCUAGAAAGAGAGAGGUUAAAUCCAGCGAGACCUGGUGAUCUAAAGGAAGCGUUCAACACCAGCUCACUACACCCUGAUAUAAAAUGGCCAUCUGAAGAUGUCCCUGGUUUUAGAGAUAAGCAAGUUUCCUUCUUCAUGCGGUGUAAAGAGCUUUCUCUCAGGGUUCUCAGACUGAUGGGUCUCAGUUUAGGCCUAGAUGUGGAUAUCUUUGUCAGUGCACACAAACAAAUUGGAACUGAUGAGAAUGGCUCCACUCUGCGGACCCUGUACUAUCCCCCGGUGGACAGUGGUCAUGUGAAGGAGGGCCAGUUGCGCUGUGGGGAGCACUCCGAUUACGGCAGCAUCACUUUCGUCUUCCAGAGCCCAGAGGGAGGACUGCAGGUUUUGUCACGGUCAGGACAGUACAUUUCAGCUCCAUUUAUCGCUGGGACAGUUUUACUAAAUGUUGCUGAUCUAAUGCAGAGGUGGACCAGUGAUGUUUUUAUUUCUGCGAUCCAUCGAGUGCUGCUACCCUCUCCUGGAGAUUCAACCACACGCCAGUCUUUGGCCUAUUUUGUGCAGCCUGAUGAUGAGGCCUUGAUUACUUGCUGUGAUGGCUUGAACAAGUAUCCCCCUGUAAAAUCAGGGUAUUACCUUACGGAAAGAUUUAAAGAAAGUUAUGGACGUAAGUCAGGCUCCAUGGAAUCCUAGAUUAUAAAAUGGUUGGAAACUUUAUAAUCAGAAUGAAUUCUAGCAGUAUUAUUUUGAAAAAAAUAAUAAGACCAAGAAUAAUUUAAAUGGGACCAAAUAUUGAUUUCUUCUUAAAGACUUGCUUUACUGUAGGGAUAUUUGUAGAUUAAUGUCAGAUUAUAAUUCUAAUGUCAUCAUUGUUUUUAUAGCAAUGUUUUAAUAUUGGAAGUUGUCUUAUCAAUUAAAGCAAUAAAAAAAAUCUCCUCUAUGUU
This is a messenger RNA of Alosa alosa (allis shad), 1303 nucleotides long. RefSeq lists its product as uncharacterized. The record is from RefSeq and is a predicted model, not a curated record. The coding region runs from base 99 to 1052 and encodes 317 amino acids. Gene Ontology annotation, molecular function: dioxygenase activity. The transcript has 7 exons. NCBI's taxonomy places the organism in Eukaryota, Metazoa, Chordata, Actinopteri, Clupeiformes, Clupeidae.